AUGUCUCUGACUUUUUGGGUUAAGAAGAAGUUUGCUCCACCAAAAACUCACAAGGGCAGUAAUAGGCGGUUACUUCCUCGAACCAGCUCUGCUUCUGCUACAACCUUAGAGGUGCCUCUGAUUCCGGGAGUGGUUAUAGCUGCUGAUUUAGGAUGGGGCAAGUGCCAAAGUGGACUUCCCAGAUGUGGAGUCCAUGGUGGUACAUCUUCUAGAUAA
Messenger RNA from Prunus armeniaca (apricot), 216 nucleotides. The record is from the annotation of a GenBank genome assembly. Lineage: Eukaryota; Viridiplantae; Streptophyta; Magnoliopsida; Rosales; Rosaceae.